AUGGCUGACAAGGGUCUUGAGGACGUGCCUGAGGGCCAGAUCGAGUCCAACUAUGACCAGACCGUUGACUCCUUCGACGACAUGGACCUGAAGUCGGAACUCCUCCGUGGUGUCUACGCCUACGGUUUCGAGCGUCCCUCUGCCAUCCAGCAGCGUGCCAUCAUGCCCGUCAUCAAGGGUCACGAUGUCAUUGCCCAGGCUCAGUCCGGUACUGGCAAGACUGCCACCUUCUCCAUCUCCGUCCUCCAGAAGAUCGACUCCAACGUCAAGCAGUGCCAGGCCCUCAUCCUCGCCCCCACCCGUGAGCUUGCUCAGCAGAUCCAGAAGGUCGUCGUUGCCAUCGGCGACUUCAUGAACAUUGAGUGCCACGCUUGCAUUGGUGGCACCAGCGUUCGCGACGACAUGAAGGCCCUCCAGGACGGUCCCCAGGUCGUCGUCGGUACCCCUGGCCGUGUUCACGACAUGAUCCAGCGCCGCUUCCUCAAGACCGACGGCAUGAAGAUGUUCGUCCUCGACGAGGCCGACGAGAUGCUUUCCCGUGGUUUCACCGAGCAGAUCUACGACAUCUUCCAGCUCCUCCCCCAGAGCACCCAGGUCGUUCUUCUGUCCGCCACCAUGCCCCAGGACGUUCUUGAGGUUACCACCAAGUUCAUGCGCGACCCCGUCCGCAUUCUCGUCAAGAAGGACGAGCUUACCCUCGAAGGUAUCAAGCAGUUCUACAUCGCCGUCGAGAAGGAGGAGUGGAAGCUCGACACCCUUUCCGACUUGUACGAGACCGUCACCAUCACCCAGGCCGUCAUCUUCUGCAACACCCGCAGGAAGGUCGACUGGCUCACCGACAAGCUCACUGCCCGUGACUUCACCGUCUCUGCUAUGCACGGUGACAUGGACCAGGCUCAGCGUGACCUGAUUAUGAAGGAGUUCCGUUCCGGUUCUUCUCGUGUCCUGAUUGCCACUGACCUUCUGGCCCGUGGUAUCGAUGUCCAGCAGGUUUCCCUGGUCAUCAACUACGACCUUCCCGCCAACCGUGAGAACUACAUUCACCGUAUCGGUCGUGGUGGUCGUUUCGGUCGCAAGGGUGUUGCCAUCAACUUCGUUACCGCCGAGGACGUCCGCAUGAUGAGAGAGAUUGAGCAGUUCUACAGCACCCAGAUUGAGGAGAUGCCCAUGAACGUUGCCGACCUCAUCUAA
Colletotrichum aenigma is the source of this 1191-nucleotide messenger RNA. It is a transcript of the gene TIF1, whose product is annotated as ATP-dependent RNA helicase eIF4A. The transcript is spliced from 5 exons. The record is from RefSeq and is a predicted model, not a curated record. NCBI's taxonomy places the organism in Eukaryota, Fungi, Ascomycota, Sordariomycetes, Glomerellales, Glomerellaceae. Gene Ontology annotation, molecular function: RNA binding; ATP binding; RNA helicase activity. The coding region runs from base 1 to 1191 and encodes 396 amino acids.